AAGGAAGUGAUACGAACAACAAAUCCAUCACCGUCGUGACGAAUAGACCGCUGCCGCUGAAGCUCACAUAAAAAUAAUCUGGCGCCCGCUGAAGCCGCGAAAGCCAGUGUCCAGUCGCACGGCACACUCAGCAGCUCAUCGACGAAGGUGCCGAAUCGCGUGUGAGUGAAGAAGACCAUGGGGUGCGGGACAGCAGCGGCCGUUUUGGCCUUACUCGCCUGUGUGGUUGUGCUGGUGGAUACCGUCAGUUUGGAUCUGGGUAUUACUAAAGAAGUGGAAGAAGUGAUUGACAAGGAUGACUUCGUGCUGUCUCUCAAACAUAUCAAACCCAAGAAAAGAGGCCGUGGAGCUAUGGAAACGCUUUUCGCAGUGGAUUUUCCAGGAGCGGAGCACAAGCUGGCUUUGAUACUAGACAGAAGGACAAAGAGAGUUAUCGUGGAAACCCUGGAGGACGGCCGCAAACGCUCGCAGCACUUUACCGUGGACAUCCUCCACGACGACACCACAAUCAACGCCCUCAUCCUGGCAGUUAAUCAGACUCAACCUGGGGCACACGCCAACCUAUACAUCGACUGCGUGUCCUACGGAAUGGUGGCUACCCCCAAGUCAUUGAGAGACAUGUACAAGAGCAUGGGCAACCCGAAAAUUGAAGUGUUUCAUGAAAAGCGGUACCCAAUGGAAGUGGACUACCACAGGGAUCUGCGAAUGGUUUUGAGCAGAAAUGAAUGUCCUUUGCCUUUAGAGACUCAGUUCAGUAAGAAAUUCGACAGUUUCUUUGACGAUGAUCUAAAUAACGACCUCAGAGAUGACCCCAACGUACAAUCAGCUCCACCAGGAUACCCAGAGAAUGCCGUCGAUAAAAGCGAUAUCCCCAUACUGGAUACUAUAGAUGAUAUUGGAAUCAUUAAUACUUUGAACAAGCUCAUUGAAGUUGUCAACUUGGAAGUACGAAGAUGCGAAGAUACUACAAAAGCACUGGAGCAACUCAGGCAUCUUAUCACUGAAUGCGAGCUUUGUAAACGUCAACCAAUUCGUGAAGCCCCCAAUUGUCAAACUCAUCCCCCUGGCUGCUAUCCAGGUGUGCAGUGUCACAACACCGCCCAAGGACCUAGAUGCGGAUCUUGUCCUUCAGGAUACACUGGAGAUGGCUACCGAUGCACCCCCAAUCCAAGUUGCGCCGACAACCCCUGCUUCGAAGGAGUGGAGUGUAGAGACGGACACAACGGUCCACAGUGCGGGCAGUGUCCUAGGGGCUACGAAGGAGAUGGACGCAGGUGCGUCCGGAGGUCCUGCAACUUCGAGAACUGCGAAACCUGCGCCGACAACCCUUGUUUCAGGGGAGCUACGUGCAGGGACGGGCCGAGGGGGGCAGAGUGCGGACCAUGUCCAAGAGGUUACGAAGGCGAUGGACGCACUUGCGUGCGGAGGAACCCCUGCGAUUACAACCGAUGCGCCCCAGGUUUACAGUGCUACCCCACGGAAGAGCAUCCUUACUACAAGUGUAUGCGUUGUCCGGAAGGAACGACUAGUGAUGGCGCCGGUUGCCACGACGUAGAUGAGUGCGACCUAGUGCAGCCUUGCGACCCAAGAGUGGAGUGUACAAACCUCAAUCCCGGCUACAGGUGUGGCCCGUGUCCUCCAGGGUUUACAGGAAGCGGAGGGAUGCAAGGAGUUGGAAUACGGUACGCCGAAAGCAACAGACAGAGAUGUGUCGAUAUAAAUGAAUGCGCAGAUGGCAGGCACUGUCCGUCAAACUCUGAAUGCAUCAACACCGAGGGAUCCUUCCACUGCCAGUGCAGCUACGGUUACGUCGGAAAUCAAACAGUAGGAUGCUACCCCCGAGAAGGUUUCUGCCUCAGUGGCCAAAAGUGCGACAGGAACGCCGAAUGCAUAGAGUUAGGAUACGGUCACUAUUCUUGUCAGUGCAAGCCUGGAUGGGCUGGGAAUGGUGAAGUGUGCGGUCCCGACAGAGAUAUAGACAGGUGGCCUGACGUCGUCCUGCCGUGUUCUGACCGAAGUUGCAAAUUGGACAACUGUCCAGGUAUACCAAAUUCUGGACAGGAAGAUACUGAUGGAGAUGGCAUAGGCAACGCCUGCGAUAGGGAUGCUGACAACGAUGGUGUCGAAGAUGGAGACAACUGCCCUCUUCACCAGAACCCGAAGCAAGAGGAUUCCGAAAGAGGAGGUGGUGACUACGUAGGUGAUAUAUGCGACAACUGUCCUUACGUAAAAAAUCCUGACCAAACCGACAUCGACGGUGAUGGCAUCGGAGACGCCUGCGACGACGAUAUGGACAACGAUGGCAUUCCCAAUCGCGAAGACAAUUGCCCAAAGGUGUAUAAUCGUGAUCAGUCUGACAGAGAUGAUGACAGGAGAGGGGAUGUUUGCGACAAUUGUCCAGAUGUGUAUAACCCAAAGCAAGAAGAUGCCAAUGAGAAUCUUGUGGGAGAUGUUUGCGACAGUCCUAUUGACACUGAUAAGGAUGGUCACGCUGAUGUUUAUGACAACUGUAGAUUAAUUCCUAAUCCGACACAAGUUGAUGAUGACGGCGAUGGACUUGGAAAUGAAUGCGAUGAUGAUAUAGACGAUGACGGUAUCCCUAAUGAACGAGACAAUUGUAUUUAUUGGUAUAAUCCAGAUCAAACAGAUACAAAUCGUAAUGGUAUAGGAGACAUAUGUGAAGACGAUAUCGACAAAGACAACACAACAAAUAUCCACGAUAUAUGCCCGAACAACUCUCUUAUUUACCAAACGGACUUCAGCAAAUACCAAACCGUCGUCCUUGAUCCUGAAGGAGAGUCACAAAUAGAUCCCAACUGGGAAAUAUACAAUCACGGUGCUGAAAUAGUGCAAACCAUGAAUAGCGAUCCUGGACUAGCGAUUGGACAUGAUGCCUUCUCUGGUGUUGAUUUUGAAGGGACCUUCUUCGUUGACACUGAGAUCGAUGACGAUUACGUAGGAUUUGUCUUCGGUUACCAGAGCAAUUCAAAAUUCUAUGCUGUCAUGUGGAAGAAGAACCAACAAACCUACUGGCAGUCCACGCCCUUCAGGGCAGUGGCCGAACCAGGUAUCCAGAUAAAGGUCGUCGACUCAGAAACCGGCCCAGGCCAAUUGCUAAGGAACUCCUUGUGGCACACGGGCGACACCCCCAGACAAGUUAGGACCCUGUGGAGGGACCCCAAGAAUGUCGGAUGGAAGGAAAAAACGUCGUAUCGCUGGUUCUUGAUCCACAGGCCUUCUAUUGGUCUUAUCAGACUGAAAAUUUUCGAUGAGCAUCGCAUGAUUACCGACUCUGGCAAUAUAUUCGACAACACUUACAGUGGAGGAAGGUUGGGAGUGUUGUGCUUCUCCCAGGAGAUGAUUAUCUGGUCAGAUUUGGUAUAUAGGUGUAAUGAUAACUUGAGGGAAGAGAUUUAUAAUGAACUACCAGAAAGCAAGAGGAAGAGUGUGUCGAUCGAUAAUACACGCUCGUUCAGUAUCGCCCCACCAUCACCGGAACCACGAUUUUAAUGCACAUUAGAUACUGUUUGUAAAAUAAUGUACUUACAUUUCUCACCGUAUACUAUAACAUCAAUUACUUGUAUCAUUAACUUACUUAUAGUAAUUUCAUAUAUUAAUAUAAUUUUGUUGUCUGCCAUUGUUAAUAUUUUAUAGACUUUUGUUUAAUACAAAAUCCAAGUAGA
Molecule: messenger RNA, 3683 nt
Organism: Anoplophora glabripennis (Asian longhorned beetle)
Lineage: Eukaryota; Metazoa; Arthropoda; Insecta; Coleoptera; Cerambycidae
Product: cartilage oligomeric matrix protein
Exons: 15
Coding region: 178-3510 (1110 amino acids)
Biological process (GO): cell adhesion
Cellular component (GO): extracellular region
Molecular function (GO): calcium ion binding
Source: RefSeq, a predicted model, not a curated record